This is a messenger RNA of Otolemur garnettii (small-eared galago), 656 nucleotides long. RefSeq names its product transmembrane protein 252 (gene TMEM252). Lineage: Eukaryota; Metazoa; Chordata; Mammalia; Primates; Galagidae. The record is from RefSeq and is a predicted model, not a curated record. Bases 38 to 535 code for a protein of 165 amino acids. The transcript is spliced from 2 exons.
CGGCAGGGUCAGGGCGCUGAGUUCCUCAGGAGCGAGGAUGCAGAUCAAAAUUGACCUCAUUAUCUGCGCUCUUUCCCUUCUGAUGGGUUUCCUGAUGGUCUGCCUGGGAGCCGUCUUCAUUUCCUCUGUCUCCAUUCUGAACUAUCAGGAGAAGCUCAUCCCAGCCUACAUGCUUCUGUCUGUGGGGUUUGUGAUCCUUCUGAGUGGAGUUGUCUGGAGCACCUACUGCCAGGCGAGGGAAAGCAAAAAGGUGUUCAGUCACGUGCUGGGACAACACCUUGCCCGUGGGGCCCCAACCCUGGCCACGGUGGACAGGCCAGACUUUUACCCUCCAGCGUAUGCAGAGAGCCUUGGUGCGGAGAAACAGACGUGUCCUGUGGAGGGAGAGGCCUGCGGCAUUCCUCCGCCUCUCUAUACAGAGACGCGCCUGGAAUUCCAGGAUGAAAAUGACGCCCACCCAGAAGCCCCUCCGUCCUAUGCGGAGGGCAGCGCCUGCAGCCAACCUGGCGGCUGCAGCGACCUUGGAGGAUGCUGAGCGGCAAAGCUGAGGAAGGCUGGAAAGCUCUCCGGCUCUCGGGGUGCACCCUAUCAGAAUCACCUGCUAAUCAAUCACAAAGGCAGGCAAGGGACUGUGGGAGCCAAAGCCACAUCAGGGA